Penicillium maclennaniae is the source of this 1095-nucleotide messenger RNA. RefSeq lists its product as uncharacterized. The transcript has a single exon. NCBI's taxonomy places the organism in Eukaryota, Fungi, Ascomycota, Eurotiomycetes, Eurotiales, Aspergillaceae. The coding region runs from base 1 to 1095 and encodes 364 amino acids. The record is from RefSeq and is a predicted model, not a curated record.
AUGGAGAUUGCGUGGCACAAUAUAGACCCUAGUCGGCACUACCAGUUCACCGAUGAGCCAGGAUACUUUUGUCCUUCUUCGCCCAUCAUCAGCCGCCAGGAGAUUGAGGAAGGCAUUGAAGACGAGAUUACACACGCUUGCACGAUGCUUGUUCACGAUAUCAACCAAGAACUACCAAUAUUACCAUCUCUCGACACAGCACCAGGUCCAGGCAGUGGCAGUGCUAGCAUGGCCCGAGCCUCAAGUGAAAUACAUCCUGAAAUCCAGGACGAAGUGACCGAUGUUUCACCCCAAAUGACAGCUGCAAAGGAAUUUGCCGCUUGCAAGCCUGUGCAUGACUCGGGUGUUGCUUUUAGCGCCCAAUCGUCAAGAUGGGGCCAACCCGGUCAAGACAGCAUAUCAGGUACCGGUGCUUCAGCCAGAGCAGGAAGAUUUUACGGCCGAUGCAAUCCCCCCCAAGAGCAAAACGAAACGGGUCGCCAGCGUGGACGAAGCGUCGCCACAGAAGCCAAGUCACUGCGCUCUCGAUCUCGAUCUCGCGCGUCCAGCUUCGACAUGUUUCCGUAUAGUCCUCCUCAAUCAUCCGCACCAUGGUCCCACAAUAUCAAAAGAGACCUCGCACCCUCCGCAGACCUCUUUCCAGAGCCAGAGUCCCUCCUCGGCGCUGAGGGUAUGGCUUGGCUCCACGCUAGCGACGAUAUGCACCGCCUCGGUGACAAAAUCAGUUCAUCCCACGGUGACGAACACGUUGGCCUUACAAGCCUCCUUCACUCAGGGCCCGGCCCACGACGUUUCUACAGUACCCGCCAACUACCAUCAGAAAAGGCCUUCGGCCCGCACGAAUCAUCUUAUGAGCUCCACGGCAACCUUUCCGUACGCAGUCUUUCCUUCGACCGCGAUCUUCACAACCCCCAUUCAACACAAACGUACAACACACAACCUCUCUACUCGUUCGUCCUCGCGCCGGGCGCAAACGAGCCUCCUCGUCACAAACGCAAGAGGGCCUCCGAACUUUUCAAAAAGCUAGCUGGACUAGGCAUGCGGCGCAAAGACGACCCGGUCGACUGCCGAAGCCCAAUGGUUGCUGCUGUGUGA